CUUUGAACGUUUUCGUGACAUGAGACUCUUCAACUACACAAUAAGCAUCAAAGAACAGUGAGCCACACGUGAAUAUAUAAUGAGAUCUGAGAUACCGUAUUACUCUGUCAGAUAAGAUGCCAUUUCUCGCCCUCUCAUAUUGGUCUUCUCUCGCGUCAUCCUCGAUAUUGAUAAGCUGAUUCAGAAAUAGUCCUUAAUGCUCCCCACACGGAGAGGGGAAAUCAUAGGGUCCCGGACCCCUUACGAAUGAUGACUCCCCACCAAAAUGAUUGACCCAUCCCUUUACUGUGCGAAUGGUUUUAAAAACGGCCCCUUCGCGCCCCAGAAAAUAAAAACCAUGACCCCGCCAAUACCUCAUCGCACAGCAUUGCUGUCCUUGCUGCAGCCUCGCGCCUUCUUCGAUACUCUAACCUUCUCUGCUUUGUCUGCCUGAAUGCCUUCCUUGAGUGAAUUGGAGAAUCAGUCGCGGGAGACAACCACCAACGGUGCUCUCAAUAAUCGCUCGGUCGUGUUUCACUAUGCCGCGCUCUCUGCGGACGAUGCAUCCACCUCUCGACUGUCCUGGAAUUUCAUAAAUACGGACAGCGGAGAAGAAGAAGGAGACGAUAAUGGCGGCAUCGACCGGUCUGACAUUAUCGCCGUUUUGGAUUUGAACUCGCCCGACAUACCCGUCAACGGCCACGCAUCGCUAGUGAGACAUGAUUCUGAGACCGAGAAUGACCUGGUUUCGUCUUAUAAGAUUCUGGCACUACAACGUGUGAAUCAGCCGGCGGAGGAUACAACUGUCCAAGAUACCGAAAUUGGAGACUCGGACGCCGGAUCAAAUAAAUCAACGGACCCCAAGAUCGAAACACCGCCCAGGUUGACCUUUCGUUCGUUCAUUGCGCGCAACCUUCCCAGCGAAUUUCUUGAGGACUUCUCGCCGCUCAGGCAGCGCCCCAGCUACCUCACCAUUCCAUCCAAUGCCGAUAAAUCGCCAAACCUACACAUAAUUGUGUCAAUACUUUCGGGAACACGACUCGCGCAUGGCUUUUUCGAGGAUAUCGUCCAACCAACACUUUCCAACCUCGGAAUUACACCAGACCAAUACAUUGUCCACGAGACAGAAUCAGCGCAUACGGUGACCGACCUGACGCGCUCUAUAUUCCUUCCACGCGCACAGGAUGGCGUACAACAAACCAUCAUACUGCUCUCUGGUGAUGGCGGCGUCGUGGAUGCAGUCAACGGACUGCUUUCCAGCAAACGGAGCGAUCACUACGUCCAGCCCCUGAUCGGUUUACUUGCGCUAGGCACUGGCAAUGCCCUCGCGCAUUCGAUGAACAUUGUAAACGACUCUACACUGGGACUAUCCAACCUGCUCAAAGGGGCACCACGUGCGCUCCCGCUCUUUCUCGCGCGCUUUUCUCCUGGCUCCGUUCUACUCGUGGACGAAGGCCGCAGUACAGAGAAUCUUCAUAUUACAGAUGAGCAGGGAUCAGGCGCCAUCUACGGCGCUGUCGUCUGCAGUUGGGGCUUCCAUGCCGCGCUCGUCGCGGAUAGCGAUACUGUCGAGUAUCGUAAAUUUGGCGCGAAGCGAUUCCAAAUGGCUGGCAAAGAGGCCCUUUACCCUUCAGAUGGGUCCCCGCCGCAUGCCUAUAAGGCGAGGGUGUCGCUGAUCAAGCGUGCCCAAGGCAACCCCUACUCCUAUAAUUACGAACUAGUUGCCCGCGAUUCCCACAGCUACAUCCUCGCUACACUUGUCUCGAACCUCGAGAAAGGAUUCACCAUCUCGCCCGAGUCCCGGCCGCUUGACGGGCGUCUGCGGGUCAUUCAUUUUGGCCAUAUGUCCGGCGAUGACAUUAUGGGACUCAUGACCCUUGCGUAUCAAGGUGGUUUGCACGUUCAGGAGCCGACCGUGUCGUAUGAAGAGGUGGAAGGCCUGCGGAUUGACUUUGCAAAUGGUUUCGAGACUGAUGCUCGCUGGAGACGAAUCUGCGUGGAUGGAAAAAUUGUCCGAGUCCCAGAGUAUGGAUGGACUGAAGUGAGAAAUGUCGAUGGCGGGGUUGUUGAUGUUGUUUAUGCUUGAUCUCGUCUUCAUCUUUUCUUUUUCUCGUCGUUCUUUGGCCUUUACCAUUUUCGGUUCUUUGUUGCAUUUGUGUUUUACUUUGGCUUUUCAUAGUGUGGAUGUCUGACAUGUAGACAAAGCGAUGACGAAGUGGAGUUGUUGGAAUUUUGAGAUGGAUGGCCCUGGCGGUAACCUUGUGUCUUUGGGUGGUUUAUUUGUGGGAUAGGUGCAUUUAGAGACAAUCAUCUAGAACGGCUUUUACUUUACAGAUUAAUUACUCCUAUAGUAACUGAGAUUUUUGUUUGUCAAUCAUACACAAUUCAUUCACAUUGUUUAUGUAGCAUUGGAAACCAUGGUCGUCCGCUAUCACCAUUGAGCUGGACUCAUUAUUCUUACGAGUGUUAGUUGUGGCG
This is a messenger RNA of Xylona heveae TC161, 2457 nucleotides long. RefSeq lists its product as hypothetical. Gene Ontology annotation, biological process: sphingosine biosynthetic process. The transcript has a single exon. Bases 434 to 2065 code for a protein of 543 amino acids. Gene Ontology annotation, cellular component: intracellular membrane-bounded organelle; membrane; cytoplasm. The record is from RefSeq and is a predicted model, not a curated record. NCBI's taxonomy places the organism in Eukaryota, Fungi, Ascomycota, Xylonomycetes, Xylonales, Xylonaceae.